Molecule: messenger RNA, 588 nt
Organism: Synchytrium microbalum
Lineage: Eukaryota; Fungi; Chytridiomycota; Chytridiomycetes; Synchytriales; Synchytriaceae
Exons: 3
Coding region: 1-588 (195 amino acids)
Biological process (GO): ribosomal small subunit biogenesis; rRNA processing; translation
Cellular component (GO): ribosome; 90S preribosome; small-subunit processome
Molecular function (GO): structural constituent of ribosome
Source: RefSeq, a predicted model, not a curated record
AUGACGACUCCACGCUCAAAAAUCCUCAAACCAGUCGGUGUAGAGCCAGAUGAACUUGAAAUGCAAGUCGCCCAAAAUAUCUUUGAUUUGGAAGCCAAUGUGCCAGAAUUGAAGGCUGACUUGCGUGGUUUACAAGUUACAUCCGUCAAGGAGAUUGACGCCGGACAUGGAAAACGAGUCAUAAUCAUCUUUGUACCCGUCCCACUUCUCAAAUCCUUCCACAAGGUGCAAUCUCGUCUCGUCAGAGAAUUGGAAAAGAAGUUCUCGGAUCGUCAUGUAUUAUUGGUUGCUCAACGUCGAGUCAUGAAGAAGCCAACUCGUCGUGCACGUGUCGGACAAAUGAGACCUCGUUCUCGUACUCUGACUAUGGUGCAUGAAAAAUUGUUGGAGGAUUUGGUCUACCCUACUGAAAUCGUCGGAAAGAGAACCAAGAUUAGGGUGGAUGGCAGCAAGCUCACCAAAGUAUUCCUGGAUCGAAAGGACAACACAUCGCUCGAAUACAAACUGGAGAGUUUCAGUGCAGCAUACAGAAAGUUGACCGGCAAAGAUGUUGUCUUCGAAUUCCCUGCUGGCAGCAUAGCCGAGUAA